CGCAUUACAUAUCUGCUUUACAGAUAACCUGAGUGUGUCUGUGCCUUAAGACCACCAUGUCUGUUCUGACACAUGUGCUGGCCUGCCUAUUUGGCUUGGGCUCCUGGGUGACCAUCUGUGGACUCUGGGUGGAACUGCCCCUCAUUGUCCCCCAGAUCCCCGAGGGCUGGUACCUGCCCUCCUAUCUGUCCGUGCUGAUCCAGCUGGCCAAUGUGGGCCCGCUCGGUGUCACCCUUGCACACCGUCUUUGCCCCGGCAAGCUGAAUGAGGCUACCCUCAUCUACUCCAUCGUGAGCCUUGGGGCAGUGGCAACCUUCCUGAUGGCCUUCUUCUGGCGGGAGACCGUUGAGAUUGGCGGGACACACCGCAGCGUGCCCCUGUUCGUCCUCACCUUCCUGGUGUCGGCGGUGGACUGCACCUCCUCGGUCACCUUCUUGCCUUUUAUGAACCGCUUGCCGCCCGUCUACCUCACCAGCUACUUCAUAGGUGAGGGCCUAAGCGGGCUACUGCCUGCACUGGUUGCUUUGGCUCAAGGGGUGGGAGUCAUGCACUGUGUGAAUGUCACGACGGUGGGGCAUGCCAGCCUGCCAGGGAAUGCCAGUUUGGUGCCACACUACCAGCCUGCUAAUUUCUCCACUGAGGUCUUCUUCGUCUUCCUCAUGACCAUGAUGCUGGUGUGCCUGGGCUCUUUCCUGCUGCUCAACGUCCUCCCCUGUGUGCCUUGCGAGCCUCCAUCCUCCGCCAGGAAGGGAAGCAGGGAGCACAAUGCCAGCAAGGCAGAACAGAAGUUCAUGAUCACCUCAGCCAGCACCAAGCUCCACUGCCACAGCCGUUUCGGGACGGGUCGCUACAGCUGGCCAGAGGUUGCCUAUAUCUUCUUUGUCUUGGCCUGGGCUAAUGCUUUAACCAACGCUGUGCUUCCGUCAGUACAGGCCUACUCCUGUCUUCCCUACGGCAAUAUCACGUACCACUGGUCUGCCACCAUGGCUGCUGUUGCCAACCCGGUCGCCUGUUUCAUUGCCAUGUUCUUUCCGAGAAGGUCUCUGUUCCUCAUGGGUACUCUCACCAUCACUGGGACAGCCAUCGGUGCUUACAUCAUGGGUGUGGCUGUGCUGAGUCCCUGUCCUCUCCUGGUCAAUGAUAUAGCAGGGAGUGUCAUCAUUGUGGGGGCCUGGGUCCUUUUUGUCCUCACCCUGUCCUAUGUGAAGGUGAUCAUUGGAGUAAUUCUGCGUGACGAGGGUCACAGCGCCCUGGUGUGGUGUGGAGCGGUGGUGCAGUUUGGCUCCAUGGUUGGGGCUCUUACAAUGUUCCCAUUGGUAAACAUAUAUAGUCUCUUCCAAUCUGGUGACCCAUGUAAUACCCAUUGUCCGUAGAUUUGUGCUAUAAUCAAAUCAUUGUAUGCUGAUCUAACAGGGAUCUUUUUCAUGUCCCAUCACCUCAGUUCAGUCUUGCAGCUAGUAUAUCGAUGAACUUACUGUUGAUUUACAGUCAUGGCUAUUAAGUAAUUAUACCCAGUAAGAUUUUGUAUUUGGUAUAUUUUUAACCAUAGGUCAAUGAAAUUCACAAAGGCCUCCUCAUACAAUUGCCCCACCAGCUGUGUAUUUCACUUUAACAGAUGCUACAACACAAAAAAUAGUGUUACAGUUAUGUGCACUGGUAGAUUUAAAACAGAUGGUAAGGAUUGCUCAUGUCAUUAGUAAAAAAAAAAAUGUCCUCUAUAUUUCUAUAUUUAUCUAACUGUUAUGGUGCCUCUUUGUGCUUCGGUUGUCAAGAAUAUUCUGUACCAAUUGUAGCAAAAAUCCUUAUUUUCACUAGACAUUACAGAAUGAAUGGCUCUUCUCCAUAGUGGAUCAAUUAGUCUGUCAGUAAACUACAGCACAGUGGCCCUACAUGCUUUGAUGCCUGAUUGGCUGGGCUACUAUCGAAAGAGAAAAAGACAAAAGCAUGAUGGUUAGAAUUUUUGUGACAAAAUGUAUUAGAGACAUACAAGCAGAUUUGAUGGUCAGAGGGAGGGAAAAUGUAUUGUGUGUAUGUAAAUAUGAUGUCUAUUAUGAAUGUUGUGUUAGUAUGGUUGUACACUCUCUAGCCUACGUAUUAUCUCUGUAAAUGCACGUAUAACCAUAUGCUACUAUAUAUUGUACUUUAACUUAAAUAAAACUUCUAUUA
Molecule: messenger RNA, 2166 nt
Organism: Clupea harengus (Atlantic herring)
Lineage: Eukaryota; Metazoa; Chordata; Actinopteri; Clupeiformes; Clupeidae
Gene: slc52a3-2a
Product: riboflavin transporter 2
Exons: 4
Coding region: 57-1373 (438 amino acids)
Biological process (GO): riboflavin transport
Cellular component (GO): plasma membrane
Molecular function (GO): riboflavin transmembrane transporter activity
Source: RefSeq, a predicted model, not a curated record